AUGGAUGGUGAUCAAAGAAGGUUUCAUAGGCAGUACAAAUGUUUGGAUGCUUGCAAGAGAGGGUUUAUAGAAGGAUGUAGGCCUCUAAUAGGUAUGGAUGGAGCUUUUAUUAAGGGACCACAUCCUGGACAAUUAUUGGCACUAGUUGGAUCGGAUGGAACAAUGGAAUGUUUCAUAUAG
Molecule: messenger RNA, 180 nt
Organism: Prunus armeniaca (apricot)
Lineage: Eukaryota; Viridiplantae; Streptophyta; Magnoliopsida; Rosales; Rosaceae
Source: the annotation of a GenBank genome assembly